This is a messenger RNA of Zingiber officinale, 972 nucleotides long. RefSeq names its product flocculation protein FLO11-like. The record is from RefSeq and is a predicted model, not a curated record. Lineage: Eukaryota; Viridiplantae; Streptophyta; Magnoliopsida; Zingiberales; Zingiberaceae. The transcript has a single exon. The coding region runs from base 1 to 972 and encodes 323 amino acids.
AUGGAAGCUGCCUCUUUUUUACAGCAUCGAGGCUCAAGUUUGUUUCCGCAGAAGCCGAAGCGGAAGCCGACUGUAAAAAUAAUCACUGAGCAGCCAACGGUGCCCACUACGACCACAAAGUUGUUCAAAGACCAUGUCCAACUGCACACCAGCAGCCCCAUAACCACGACCACGGCUGCCUCUGCCACCGCCGCCGCCCCUGCAGUCGCCGCCCCCGCAGUUGCCGCCCCUACAGUCACCGCCCCCGAAGUCGCCGCCCCUGCAGUCGCCGCCCCCGUCCCCGCUCCCGCCGAUGGCCAUGCCGCCGCCGCCGCCCCUGCAGUCGCCGCCCCCGCAGUUGCCGCCCCUGCAGUCACUGCCCCCGAAGUCGCCGCCCCUACAGUCGCCGCCCCCGCCCCCGCUCCCGUCGAUGGCCAGAACACUCAACAGUACUCUUCCUACGUUCCCCCUAAUCCCUCGCUGCCAGCCGUUGCUCCUUCCCAGCACAAUGAGAAGGGUCAUCUCGCCUCCGCCACGACUUACGCAGCGUCGGCUUCUAUCGUCUCCGACCACCACACCACCACUACCACCGUUGUUUUUCCUACGGUUUCUAAUGGAGGCGUCCCCUCCGCUGGCGCCCUUUCUCCACCGCCGUCGUCGUCAAUCUCAGACAUGCUCACUGAACUUAUGUCCGAUGUUGACCCAGUCAAUUUCACAUCUUCUGCCCUUAUUCCAUCAUCCUUGUCUCUCUUGGACAAGGAGGUCACAGAUCUUGGAGGGGACAAUGGCCUCAUUAAUGUCACCCUUCCAACCGGUGCUGAUAUUCAAGUUUCUAACGACAACCUCUUUGCAGGAGCCGCUACUACGAGGCCAUCUUCUCAGGACAAGCUCGCCGCCUCUAAUAGCAAUGCCAAUGUCGUGGACCAAUUCCUUGAGGACAACAAGGACAACAACAAUAUCGACUGGCGUUGGAUUUUUUUAAGGAAAUGUUGA